Messenger RNA from Lemur catta (Ring-tailed lemur), 1787 nucleotides. It is a transcript of the gene FFAR3, whose product is annotated as free fatty acid receptor 3. Gene Ontology annotation, cellular component: plasma membrane. Bases 241 to 1215 code for a protein of 324 amino acids. The transcript has 2 exons. The record is from RefSeq and is a predicted model, not a curated record. Gene Ontology annotation, molecular function: G protein-coupled receptor activity. Gene Ontology annotation, biological process: cellular response to fatty acid; G protein-coupled receptor signaling pathway. Lineage: Eukaryota; Metazoa; Chordata; Mammalia; Primates; Lemuridae.
GCCUGAGGAGCGAGGCACACAGUUGUGGAAUUUGCUCCUCUCUUUGCAUACUGACGCAGCCCUGGUAACGGAGCUCAAGGCAUCUUUUGUGCCGUUGUCCAACAGUGAGUGACGUCAUGGGCACUGCCAGGUCUUUAUCAGUUCUGUCAGAUAAAUAGCUAGCCACACUUGUUCCGGAGCAGACGGCAAGGUGCUGUGUGGCAGAGCACUUGGGGCCUCAGAUACGCAGGGGCCACGGCCAUGGGUGCAAGCUCGGACGGGUCCUUCUUCCCCGGCAACCACUGGCUCUACUUCUCUGUGUACCUCUUCACCUUCCUGGUGGGGCUCCCCCUCAACCUGGUGGCCCUGGCGAUCUUCGUGGGCAAGCUGCGACGCCGCCCGGUGGCGGUGGACGUGCUCCUGCUCAACCUGACGCUCUCCGACCUGCUCCUGCUGCUCUUCCUGCCGUUCCGCAUGGUGGAGGCCGCCCACGGCAUGCGCUGGUCGCUGCCCUUCAUCCUCUGCCCCCUGUCCGGCUUCCUCUUCUUCACCACCAUCUAUCUCACCUCCCUCUUCCUGAUGGCUGUGAGCGUCGAGCGCUUCCUGAGCGUGGCCUACCCUCUGUGGUACACGGCGCGGCCGAGGCCGGGACAGGCGGGGCUGGUCAGCGGCGCCUGCUGGCUCCUGGCCUCUGCCCACUGCAGCGUGGUCUACGUCAUAGAAUUCUCGGGAUCCUCCCCCCACAGCCAGGGUACCAAUGGCACCUGCUACCUGGAAUUCCGGGAGGACCAGCUGGCCAUUCUCUUGCCCGUCCGGCUGGAGAUGGCUGUGGUCCUUUUUGGGGUGCCCCUCCUCAUCACCAGCUACUGCUACAGCCGCCUGGUGUGGAUCCUCGGCAGGGGGGCCAGCCAGCACCGGCGGAGGAGGGUGGCGGGGCUCGUGGCGGCCACGCUGCUCAACUUCCUCGUCUGCUUCGGGCCCUACAACGUGUCGCAUGUCGUGGGCUACAUCCAGGGUGAGAGCCCGGCGUGGAGGAGUUAUGUGCUGCUCCUCAGCACCCUGAAUUCCUGCGUCGACCCCCUUGUCUUUUACUUCUCCUCGUCCGGGUUCCAAGCAGACUUUCAGGAGCUCCUGGGGAAGCUGGGUGGGCUCUGGGGCCGUUGGCGGCAGGAGGGCAGCGUGGAGCUGAAGGUCCAGGAGGAAGGCGGGAGGCAGGUGCAGGGCUGUCCCGCGUAGAGAAAGGGUAGUGGGCUCUCGCAGGGCAAGUGGCCUGGGCUGAAAGCUAGGUCCUCUGGGCACAAAGGUGUCACUGGGAUAGCAUCCCCAGGGCAGUUCCUCACUCGAGACAGGCAGGACUUUGGCGUGGAGGGCUGGGGACUGAUGUGGCCCAGGGUCGGAGCAGGUGGCCCGCCUUCCUGAGGGUGCAUGCACUAAAGCCCAACCCUUGAUCUCACUUCCCUCCCCUUCCCCCCACAUGCCGUGGAUUCAGCUCUGGGAAGGAGUCAGUGCAAAGGAUGCUACAGAGAAAAAUGAGGUCCCCGCAGCCGCAGGCCAGCUCCUGUGCUUUCCUGGGGGUCAGGGGGAGUGAAGAGUGGUGCCCCAAGUCUGAGUGAGCUGCCCCGUGGCUCAGGACAGGAGCGAGAAGUCCACCCUUCGGAGCUGGUCCUCUUGGCAGGCCAGCAGUGGAAGAGACAGGGCUCCAGGGAUGAGGGCUCAUUCUGCUCUCCCGUAGGCUUUUCCAGAAAUUUCCCAUCGCUCAAUAAAUUCAGAUCCUCAGAGACAUUUAUGAACAAUGACAGAAGAAAAAU